CUUCUUUACUUUGAAGGUCGGUUAGUGUUCUAUGAUUUGUGACCGUUAUUCAAAUUCUGACAGUACUUCCGUCUGCUGUCAUAAACGGUUUUUAAUUUCAAAUUUAAAGGUUAAUCAUAAUCCUUCCUCCAUGGGUUAAUCGUUCACCGUCCUCCAUGGUUCACCGUUUCUGAUUCUGACUGCUUUUAAGAAUAAGAUUGAAAGUACAUAGUAAGUACAUUUUUGUUGUAUUAUGUUUUCCGCUACAAAGUUUACUCCAACCCCGAGGAAAAUAAGAAGAGAAAAGACAGUGGUAUCUUCUUCCAGUUCUGAUAUAGAUAAGGAUCCUGUAUACGUGUUUUGCCGUUUACGUCCUCUCCAAGAAAAUGUUGAUUCUCAUUCAUGUAUGACACUUUUAUCUCCCCAAGAAAUAUGUAUUUCUAAUGAAUCUAAAGGAAUAAGAAGAGAUGUGUUUUACAAAUUUAAACAUAUCUUUACAGCUUAUGCAUCUCAAACGGAAAUAUUUGAUCAUAUUGGAUACCCGCUUUUAACAGAUUUGUUGAAAGGAAAAAACGGUUUGUUAUUUGCAUAUGGGGUAACAGGUUCAGGAAAAACGUAUACAUUGACAGGGGAUCAUAAUAAUCCAGGAUUAAUACCUAUGUGCAUUGAUACUCUUUUUAACUCUAUUGGCGACUUACAAACUCCAAAAUUUAUUAUAAAAUCUGAUAGGAUGAACGGAUUUGAAAUUCAAACAGAAGAAGAUGCCUCUAUGGAUAGAUUAGCUGAAAAUAGAUCAAAAAACAUGGGAAAUGUAAAAAAACUAAACAGAGAAAAAUUCUUUAUUAAUAACGGUAAAAUGAUCCCAGUGUUUAACGAAAAUAAUGCAUUUGCUGUGUUUAUUUCGUAUAUCGAGAUAUACAAUAACAAUGUAUAUGAUUUACUAGAUGAGUCUAAUAAUGGGAAAACUUUACAAAACAAAAUAUUAAGAGAAGACCCCAAUUGUAACAUGUAUGUUAAUGGUGUAGUGGAAGUAGAAGUUAAGACAGCGCAAGAAGCCUUUGAAUUAUUUAUUAUCGGCCAGAAAAGAAAGAAAAUGGCAUAUACUAGUCUGAAUUCUGAAUCGAGUCGCAGUCAUUCCGUAUUCAAUAUAAGGAUUGCUCAGUUGGAAAAGUUGCCAGUUAAUGCUGAUGGAAAACCAAUUAUCCCAGAGAAGAAUCUUUUAACUGUUUCCCAAUUAAGGGUUGUGGAUUUGGCUGGGUCUGAGAGGAGUAGUCGUACUCAAAAUACCGGUGCAAGAUUAAGAGAAGCUAGUGCCAUAAAUAAUUCACUAAUGAAUCUACGAACCUGUCUGGAAGUACUGAGAGAAAACCAAAGGACAAAAACGAACAAAGUCGUGCCUUAUCGUGACAGUAGACUUACAUAUUUAUUUAAAAAUUACUUCGAAGGAGAUGGCAGCGUACAAAUGAUUGUAUGUGUAAAUCCAUCAGUUAAUGAUUUGGAAGAGAACCUGCAUGUAAUGAAAUUUGCCGAAAUGACCCAAGGUGUAAAAGUUUUGAAAUCCGAACCUAGGUGUAUACCUAUCAGUACCUCAAAGAAAGUAAUAUCGAAAAGAAAUGGCACACCAGCUAAAAUUAAUAAGAAGACUUUGUUUUCUCUAACACCUGAAAUUCCCAUGUUUAAAUUUGACUUUAAUCAAAGAGAUGAAUGUAAAUCAAGUAUCGACAACUUACUGGGUGUUUUAAAACAUUUAAAAUCAGAAAGUAGUACAUCCGAACUUGAUAAAAUAAAUAAAGAGUUAAGAAAACGUCUUGUAGAUAUAGAUAACCAUAGAGUAUUAGAUAAAGCCGAAAAUCGCAAUCUCAAACAACUACUGCAAAGAGAGCAAACUAAAAAUGCUAAUUUUGAAACCAAAAUUAACCAGAUAGAAACAAAAUACGGCAAUUUAUCUGAGAAAUACAAAGAAUCCCAAGAAAUUAUUCGAUCUUUACAUAACACCGUAAACGAAAAAGACUUAAAGUUGAAUCAACAUUUGUUAGAAAAGGAACAUAUCAAACAGAAACAUGCUUUGGCUAAUGAAAAAAAGGACCAAGAACUACAAGAUAAAUUGAAAAAACAACGCGGACAUUUCACUGCAGAAAUUUUUGCAAAAGAAAUUAAGUUGAAAAAAGCUCGAGAAGCGUUGGAUUCCGAAGUAAUUGUUAACCCAGAGAAUAUUCGAGAAAGUGAGAAUAUACCGCCGUUGUCGACGCCUAAAAAACCGUCUUCAUCUGAUUGUUAUAAAAGAAAUGGAGGAUAUACACCUAGGAGGCGAUCUAAAUCUUGUGAUGAGGUAUGGCUGGAGCAUAAUUCAAUCAAACCUGUUCCCCUUGGAACCGUCCUACAACCUUCUAUGAAAAAAAGAAAAUCUGUGACGAAACUAACAAAAGCUUCAGAUGUAACCAACCCGAAACAAUCUAAAUACUGUCUUUUAGCUCAAGAACAGGACACAGAUGGAGAAAUUGAAACUAAACUUUACAAAGGAGAUAUUUUACCUACUACAGGUGGUGGAGCACAAGUAAUAUUUAAUGAUGUGGAACGAUUGAGGCAACAAUCGCCAACAUCGAAUGGAAAAUAAUCACAAUUUGUAUUGAUUUUAUUUGUUUUUAUCGUACCUAUGUAAUAGAUCAGAGCUGGGAGGAAUCCUCAAUACGAAUCACUGUCAGUAUCAUACUAUGGUAUUAUGAAUGCUUCCGAAUCUAAUAUCAAUAUCAACUAUGUGUAUAUUACAGAUUAUGACUUGCAAACAAAUCGUCGUUGUUUUGGCUAUUGGUCUCGUAUCUCAAAUUUACGAUAAUAUCCAGGAAGACCUUAAUAAGAUUUUUCGGUGGAAUGAAAUGCUUUAUUACUGAUACAUUUUAAUGUAAGUUGGUUUGUUUCCUUUGAUUUUCUGUUGUACUUUGAUCAUUUUGGGAGCUAUGUACAUUGCAGUUUAUUUUGUUUGAUGUUAAAGAUAUUUUUUUGCAAGUUUGUGGCGUUAGGACCAAUAACUAUACAAAAAUAUGCCAUAUUAUUAAUUACAACUCAA
Messenger RNA from Psylliodes chrysocephalus, 3043 nucleotides. Lineage: Eukaryota; Metazoa; Arthropoda; Insecta; Coleoptera; Chrysomelidae. The record is from the annotation of a GenBank genome assembly.